Molecule: messenger RNA, 660 nt
Organism: Strongyloides ratti
Lineage: Eukaryota; Metazoa; Nematoda; Chromadorea; Rhabditida; Strongyloididae
Product: Ras-like protein 2
Exons: 5
Coding region: 1-660 (219 amino acids)
Biological process (GO): signal transduction
Cellular component (GO): plasma membrane
Molecular function (GO): GTP binding; GDP binding; GTPase activity
Source: RefSeq, a predicted model, not a curated record
AUGCCUCCAAAUACAUCAAAAACCAGUUCAGCAGAAACUGCAACUAAAAAACCAAAAUAUCAAUUGGUGGUUCUUGGUGGUGGAGGUGUUGGAAAAUCUGCACUUACUAUUCAAUUUACACAGCAAUACUUUAUACGAGAAUAUGAUCCAACAAUUCAAGAUUCAUACACUAAACAAUGUUUUAUUGAUGAUGAUCUCUGCAAAUUAGAAGUACUUGACACAGCUGGUCAAGAAGAAUUUAGUUAUAUGAGAGAGCAAUAUUUAAGAAGUGGAGAUGGAUUUUUAAUUGUAUUUUCAGUAAUUGAUAAAAAUAGUUUUGUUGAAGCAGAAAAAUUAUUUCGAUUGAUAUGGCGAAUGAAAGAUCGUGAUGACUAUCCAAUAAUAUUAAUAGCAAAUAAAACAGAUUUAAUUGAAGAAAGAAUUGUAACCGAUGAAGAUAUAUUAAGAUUUACGCAAACUUAUAAAGUGCCUUUUUUAGAAUGUUCUGCCAAAAAAAGGCAGAAUGUUGAUCAAGCUUUCCAUGAUUUGGUACGCCUUAUAAGAAGAUAUAAAACAAUGGAACGUCAGUAUGGAAAAAAUGAUUUGGCAUGCCAAGAGGAAAUAGAAAAAGUUAAAACAAUUCAAAAAACUAAAAAAAAGAAAAAUUGUAUAAUACAAUAA